ACAGCCCACCUUUUCCAAACCGCCCCCCGCCCCUGCUCUCCCUAGACCCCGCCGAGGCAGCGCCGCGACCCCUUCCCGGCGCUCCCCGCGCCGUGCGCAGCGCGCCCUCGCGGUGACCCGCAGUGCGUGGGGUCAAGGCGCGGGGCGGAGCGGCUGGGCGGGCGCCAUGCGGAGGUGCGAGCGCAGAGGCGCCGGGGGGCCGCGGCCGGGGUCCCCUGUGCCCGCGGCCAAGGCCUCGCUGGAGGAGCCGCCGGACGGCGUGGCCACGGGUCGAGCAAGCGGGCCGGGCGCGGGCCGUCGCAGCACGGAGUCCGAGGUCUACGACGACGGCACCAACACCUUCUUCUGGCGAGCCCAUACCCUAACUGUGCUCUUCAUCCUCACCUGUGUGCUUGGCUACGUGACUCUGCUGGAGGAGACACCUCGGGACACAGCCUAUAACACCAAGAGAGGUAUUGUGGCCAGUAUUUUGGUUUUCUUAUGUUUUGGAGUCACACAAGCUAAAGACGGGCCGUUUUCCAGACCUCAUCCAGCUUACUGGAGGUUCUGGCUGUGCGUCAGUGUGGUCUACGAGCUGUUCCUCAUCUUCAUACUUUUCCAGACUGUCCAGGACGGCCGCCAGUUUCUGAAGUACGUGGACCCUAGGCUGGGAGUCCCACUGCCUGAGAGGGACUACGGGGGAAACUGCCUCAUCUAUGAUGCACACAAUGAGAGCGACCCCUUCCACAACGUUUGGGACAAGCUGGACGGCUUUGUGCCUGCGCACUUCCUUGGCUGGUACCUGAAGACCCUGAUGAUCCGUGACUGGUGGAUGUGCACGAUCGUGAGCGUCAUGUUCGAGUUCCUCGAGUACAGCCUGGAGCACCAGCUGCCCAACUUCAGCGAGUGCUGGUGGGAUCACUGGAUCAUGGACGUGCUUGUCUGCAACGGGCUGGGCAUAUACUGCGGCAUGAAGACCCUCGAGUGGCUAUCUCUGAAGACGUACAAGUGGCAGGGCCUCUGGAACAUUCCGACCUACAAGGGCAAGAUGAAGAGGAUCGCCUUCCAGUUCACGCCUUACAGCUGGGUCCGCUUCGAGUGGAAGCCCGCCUCCAGCCUGCGCCGCUGGCUGGCCGUGUGUGGCAUCAUCCUGGUGUUUCUGUUGGCAGAAUUGAACACGUUCUACCUGAAGUUCGUGCUGUGGCUGCCCCCGGAGCACUACCUGGUCCUCCUGCGGCUGGUGUUCUUUGUGAAUGUGGGCGGUGUGGCCAUGCGGGAGAUCUACGACUUCAUGGAUGACCCGAAGCUCCACAAGAAGCUAGGCCAGCAGGCCUGGCUGGUGGCAGCCAUCACGGCCACGGAGCUGCUCAUCGUCGUGAAGUAUGACCCGCAUACACUCACGCUGUCCCUGCCUUUCUACAUCUCCCAGUGCUGGACACUUGGCUCUGUGCUCGUGCUCACCUGGACCAUCUGGCGCUUCUUCCUGCGGGACAUCACCCUGAGGUACAAGGAGACUCGGCGGCAGAAGCAGCAAAGCAGGGCCGACCAGGACAGAGCCGGGGGCAACACGGACGGACACCUGCCUGAGCCAGAAGACCCCCCAGGGCCUGCGGAGGCAGAGAGGCCGGUCUCCUCCUCUUUCUGCACCUUCAGCCCGCCCGGCCCCUGGGCCACACCAAGCCCUCAGCACCAGACGGCCCUGCCCAGCACAGGCAUCAUGGUGCCUCUCUCUGCUCCCUAG
This is a messenger RNA of Odobenus rosmarus divergens (Pacific walrus), 1720 nucleotides long. It is a transcript of the gene PTDSS2, whose product is annotated as phosphatidylserine synthase 2. The record is from RefSeq and is a predicted model, not a curated record. Gene Ontology annotation, biological process: phosphatidylserine biosynthetic process. Gene Ontology annotation, molecular function: L-serine-phosphatidylethanolamine phosphatidyltransferase activity. The coding region runs from base 167 to 1720 and encodes 517 amino acids. The transcript is spliced from 13 exons. Lineage: Eukaryota; Metazoa; Chordata; Mammalia; Carnivora; Odobenidae.